Messenger RNA from Pelodiscus sinensis (Chinese soft-shelled turtle), 1709 nucleotides. Lineage: Eukaryota; Metazoa; Chordata; Testudines; Trionychidae. The record is from RefSeq and is a predicted model, not a curated record.
CGACUGAGCUGCAGCUCCGGCCGUGGCCCCCGCGCCGCUGCGUGCCCAGGGCGGACGCUCUGCGCUGUGUCGUCCCCCAGGCGCGGAGAGACGCCUCCUUCGCCCUCCCGGGCCAGGGCCUGCGCUACCUGGAGCACGUCUGCCUGAUGCUGGAGACGAUCGCCCAGCUGCAGCAGGCCAACCGGCAGCUCCAGCAGCAGCAGAAGGUGAUGGCGAGUCAGCCGUGGGGCCGGCCGGAGGAGAGCGCCGUGCCCGCUGAGGACAGGUCUUGCAGCGCUCCAGAAGAGCAGGAGCCGGCCCAGCCCAACCCGGCGCCUGGGAGCAGGGCGGAGGUGGAGAUGCAGGAGGAGGAUUUGCCUCUGGCAGCCUGGCGGCCCCAUCACUUCAGGGCGCGCUCGGCCUCCGACACGGGGAUGCUGCAGGACCUGACCAGGAGCUCAGAGAAUGAGCCAGCCUGCUCCCGGAAGACGGCAGGGCACUGCGUCAGCUCGCCCACCCUGCUGGAUCAGCCGGACUGGGGAGCCCAGACCCUCCCACCAAGCAGGAGACCCAGGAACGACCGCUCGCACUGGGGGAAAGUCAAAGUGCUGAUCAACCGGAUCACCAGGAAAUCUCUGCGGGCUCACGAGCCGCUGCCGUGCGGGGAGUCCGCCGUCGAGAGCAGACACUGUAGUCUGGAGGCCUCCCUGGAGAAACAAGGCUCCCAUCCCCGGAGAAACUUCCUGCCGGCGCUGGGGGUGAAGAAACACCGCUCGAAACCCCUCCCUGUGCGCUGAGCGCCCCGAGGCCACGGGAACCUCUCGGAGACGGGAAGGAUUUGCAGCGGCUGAGCCUUCCUUGCCACGAGCCGUCCACGCUCUCCCCCCGCUGCCUCCGGACGCUGGUUUGGAUUUCCUAGAGUCGUCUGCUUUGAUGGGGUUUCUGGCCCUUCGGUGGAAAGGGCAGGCAGCGGGGGAGGGAAGACGUGCUGUUCCUGUAGAGCUGUGCCGUUGAAGCUGUGGAUCAAGCCUACUUAGACACGAACACGGGGGUGCACGCUUUCUCCACAACCCCCCCUCGCGGGGAGCAUGCUUAGGAGGUACAGUUCUCCCUCGAGGCAGGUCUUCAUGGAAGCUGGCUUAGACCUAGCAGGCUCUGGUGUCUGUUUCCAGGUCCUUCCCCCCACAACCUGGCCCAGCAUGGCCCGCUGGGUGUGCUUGUCUGGUUCUGAAAGCUGGCCGCUUGCUGUGUGCGGGUGCAGAAGCCAGAAGGUGCUGCCACGGCACUGCUGACUCUCUCCCACCGCCCUCGUCCUCUCGUGCCUGCAGGCUGCUCUUGGUAUCGGGGUCAGAAUGGGGGUGAUGAGGAGCACUGACCAGUUCGCUGCUCUCCCGCAAACCUUAACUACGGGGCUGAGCUGCCUGCAGCCGGAAGUCUCCCCUCCUCCGAAGGUGACGUCCAAGCUUCCAUCCUGUUCCGACCCCUGCCCGGGCUGAGAUCCCUGCUCCGGGGCCUCCGCACAGCAGUGAGAAAUCCCUGCUAUUGUUGAAUGUGAACGAACUCAUCUGACCGCCAAGUGGACCACUCCUAGCACCUGGUCAUUUUGUAAAUGCACCCAUGUAUCUGUACGUAACGUAUUUAUACGGCCUGAGGGAGAGAAGUGCUGAUGGAGGCUGAAGGAUUCUUAGACACUUAACAAAAAUAAAUUACCACUGAGUUUUGCAUCUUGA